CAAUAUAAAAAGGCGGCGGAGAGCUGUCCAAGUCAGACGCGCUUCUACAGCGGCGCUGGGGCGAGCGCGCAGAGGGUCCUCGGUCCGGUCGGCGCCGCUGUCCCCGCGUGCGUCCGCAGACCGCUCCCAGCUGUCCCCCGCACGCCACCGCCGCGUGCGUCCGCAGACCUCUCCCACUGCCGGCCCUGCUGGCAGAAAACUUCUUUUUUUCUCUCCGUUAAAGAGCACUUAGGCUGAAGGCUCACUUCGAGAUCUGAAUAACCAGAAGCGCCUUGAGAGACCCGAAGCUAUUAUUAUUUUUCUUCGUCUUCUUUUGGGUUCAGUUGGCAGGGGAGGACUUUGAUUCCCCCCGCCACACACUUUUUUUUUUUUUUUUCCCAGAAUGGAUUAUUUCCCCAUGAUUUUCUCUCUGCUGUUUGUGGCUUUCCAAGGAGCUCCAGAAGCAGUCUUGGGCGCGGAGCUCAGCACAGGCUUGGACAGUGGAGGGGAGAAGUCUGCUGCCAGUGCACCCUGGCGGGCCCGCCGUUCCAAACGGUGCUCCUGCUCUUCCCUGAUGGAUAAAGAGUGCGUCUACUUCUGCCACCUCGACAUCAUCUGGGUCAACACCCCCGAGCACAUUGUUCCAUAUGGACUUGGAAGCCCUUCUAGGUCCAAGCGAUCCUUAAAGGAUUUAUUUGCCACAAAGGCAACAGACCACAGGAAGAGAUGCCAAUGUGCUAGCCAAAAAGACAAGAAGUGCUGGACUUUUUGCCAAGCGGGAAAAGAACUCAGGGACCAAGAAAGUAUGGAGAAGGGCUGGAAUGACCAUAAGAAAGGAAAAGACUGUUCUGAGUUUGGAGAAAAGUGUAUUCAUCAGCAGCUGGUGGCAGGAAGAAAAAUAAGAAGGUUGGACACCAUCAGCAACCGCAUCAAAACAGCUUUUCGUGUCGCAAAGCUGAAAGCGGAGCUCUACAGAGAGAAGCAAGUGACCCACAACCGAACACACUGAUGGCAGGUCCCCGGGGCCUGUGGCUGGCCCGCCCGCAAGCCUUCCCCUCCGUGGAGGGAACCCUGUGGCUGAUUCUGCACUCUCUCCCCACGGCUGGGAUCAGAGCAAAAGCAUCCUCCCUGCUUUGACCAUUUCUUGUUCCAGACUGGCAAUGGACCAGUGCCCUCGCUCUAAACAUUACAGUGAAGGUUAAGGAGUCCCCCAACCCAUCUUCAUUUGCUUCCAUCAGUGAUAACCGCUUUCAUCUCUCCUCGUUUGGGGUGACAGUGGACCACUCAGAAAGCAGAGAGACACACAGUGACUUGUGAAUUAGGGUGUCAUCCUCCAGAGGGAGGACAGGAGAUUCCAUACAUGGUGGAAUUCCUGAAGAGGGUCCGAAGGGAGUGUUUGUGUCUCACUCAGGCGCCUGGCACAUUUCAGGGAGAAACUCCAAAGUCCACGCAAAGAUUUUCUAAGGAAUGCGCAAAUUGAAAACACACUCGAAGGACACUCAAGUAAAAAAAAAAAAAAAAGAAAAAGACUUUUUUUUGCUUUUUAAAUUCACAAAAUGCAAAACUAAAAGAAACUGUUACUACUGUAAAUCGGGAUGGGUUUGAUGAAUCUGAGUCUACCUCACCUCUAUUGCACUCUGGUAGAAGUACUUUCCCACCGUUAAUUAUCAUCCCCCUCCCCUGCCUCCCAGCUCGGCCCCCUCCUGCCAUCCCCUCCCCCGGAACCCCCAUAGUCAAUCUUGGCCUCAUAGAUGUCUGGUCUACCAUGUCAGUAGUAGAUGUAACAUUUUCAUAGUAAUCUACUAACUCUGAUUCAUAAGAAAAAAGACCCUUGAAUCAGAAGGUUCCCUUACCUUGAUCCUUAGAAACAAAAUGGUUUAGGGUUGUUUCUGAAAGAUGUUGCAAAGUAAACAUUUGGUUAUGCUUUAAAGCAGUAAAAUUAUUUUCCUUUAUGUAACUGGCCAAUGGAAGAGGUUGGAUUAAAUUUUGAUGUACUUAUUUUUUUAUAGAUAUUUAUAUUCAAAACAAUUUAUUCCUUAUAUUUACCAUGUUAAAUAUACGUUUGGGCAGGCCAUAUUGGUCUAUGUAUUUUUUUAAAAAUGUAUUUCUGAAUGAAAUUGAGAAAAUGCUUUGUUUUGCCUGUCAAGGUAACGACUUUAGAAAAUAAAUAUUUUUCCCCUACUGUA
Molecule: messenger RNA, 2165 nt
Organism: Mirounga angustirostris (Northern elephant seal)
Lineage: Eukaryota; Metazoa; Chordata; Mammalia; Carnivora; Phocidae
Gene: EDN1
Product: endothelin 1
Exons: 5
Coding region: 383-988 (201 amino acids)
Biological process (GO): regulation of systemic arterial blood pressure by endothelin; intracellular calcium ion homeostasis; regulation of vasoconstriction
Cellular component (GO): extracellular region
Molecular function (GO): hormone activity; endothelin A receptor binding; endothelin B receptor binding
Source: RefSeq, a predicted model, not a curated record